Messenger RNA from Melanaphis sacchari, 1420 nucleotides. RefSeq names its product spermidine synthase-like. Gene Ontology annotation, biological process: spermidine biosynthetic process. The coding region runs from base 354 to 1232 and encodes 292 amino acids. Gene Ontology annotation, cellular component: cytosol. The transcript has 5 exons. NCBI's taxonomy places the organism in Eukaryota, Metazoa, Arthropoda, Insecta, Hemiptera, Aphididae. Gene Ontology annotation, molecular function: spermidine synthase activity. The record is from RefSeq and is a predicted model, not a curated record.
CGUGAAUGUUUUAAAAAUUAAAUACCACUCAAUACUAAUUAAUACUAAUUAAUAAUAUACAAUACUUAAUUGUUAGGCUUAAGUGCUCAACAAUAAUAGAUGUUCAUUAAGUUUACAAUUUAUAAUGUUUAUUUAAUGUAUUUGCAUUUGACUCAUUGACUCACGAUAUUUAGAUUCAUUCGCUAUCCGUGUUUCAUUUGCCAAUGACGACCACAGAUCAGAAAAUACGGUUGAAGAAAUUUUAGUAUUAAUUCUCGUUUUGUAAUUGAAUUUAUGGUUAACGUGAUUAAAAUAUAAAUAAUACAAAUAAAUUGACAAAAAAAAUUUAUAAUCAAGAUAUUUAGCUAAACACAAUGGAUCACUUACAACAAGGUUGGUUCACUGAGUCCGAUACAUGGCCAGGUGCUGGACUUUCAUUACAAAUAGAAAAAGUGCUUCAUAAAGAAAAAUCCCCAUAUCAAGAUAUCAUGGUGUUACAAACAAAAUCAUUUGGAAAAGCUUUAAUUUUGGAUAAUAUAAUUCAAUGCACAGAAUUUGAUGAAUUCACAUACCAAGAGAUGAUAAGUUUCUUACCACUUUGUAGCCAUCCUAAUCCAGAAAAAGUUUUAGUAGUGGGUGGUGGUGAUGGGGGUGUUGCACGUGAAGCUGUUAAACAUCCAAAAGUUCUUAGCAUUGAUGUUGUUGAAAUUGAUGAACGAGUAGUGAAACUUUCAGAACAAUAUUUACCGUUUAUGGCUUGUGGUUUUAAACAUGAUAAGGUGACACUGCAUAUUGAAGAUGGGUUUGAGUUUAUGAAAAACAAUGUCCAACAAUUUGAUGUCAUCAUUACAGAUUCUUCAGAUCCAGUUGGUCCAAAUGAGUCAUUAUUUCAGAAAACUUAUAUUGAAUCAUUGAAAAGUUCUUUAAAACCUGGUGGUAUCAUAUGUUCCCAAGUUGGAUCAAUUUGGAUUAAAGAAGAUCAGGAUACAAUGACCAGGUUGGCUAAAGAUUGUUCAACAAACUUUAAAAAGGUCACUCUAGCCACUAUAUCUAUCCCAUCUUACCCAACUGGAAACAUUAGUUUCAUUUUAGCUACAGACAAUGAGCUAGUAAAUUUCAAAAUACCAGCAUAUAGUUUCACACUAGAAGAACUUAAUAAAUACAAACUAAAGCAUUACUCACCAGAUAUACAUUCUGCUUCAUUUAGUAUUCCUAGAUUUGCUCGGAUGGCUAUUCCAGAUCUUAAUUGUUAAUAUUGUUUUAAUCUUUUAAUAUUACUACAUUUAUGGGCUUAAUUUUGUCAAAUGGCACUUUAUUGUUAUGCUCGCAAUUAAAUUACUUAUUUAAAAUAAUUAAAUAUUUAUUACACAACAAAUAGUAUUAAAUUAUAGAUUUUAGUAUUUUUAAUUGCAUUGUUGUUCUAUUUUGUAUUCUAACCAAA